Sesamum indicum (sesame) is the source of this 2070-nucleotide messenger RNA. Its product is annotated as GDSL esterase/lipase At1g29670. Gene Ontology annotation, molecular function: hydrolase activity, acting on ester bonds. The record is from RefSeq and is a predicted model, not a curated record. NCBI's taxonomy places the organism in Eukaryota, Viridiplantae, Streptophyta, Magnoliopsida, Lamiales, Pedaliaceae.
ACAGGAGAACAACUGGGCUUCCGAAUCAACUUGAAUAAUCAGUUGAAAAAUCACAAUGUCACAAUGACUCGCAUCGCCGGUUUGCUUGGGAGCGGCGCUUCAGAGCUCCUCAACAAAUGUUUGUAUUAUUUUGUUAUCGGCAGCAACGAUUACAUAAACAACUACUUUGUGCCUGAGUAUUAUCCGACAAGCAGUAUGUAUACGCCGGAGCAAUAUGCUACUGUUUUGGUUCAACAGUACUCUCAACAACUCAAGACACUGUACGAUUUUGGAGCAAGAAAAGUAGCUGUUAAUGGAAUUGGUCCGGUGGGGUGCGCCCCGGCAGAGCUGGCCAGGGGGACUAAUGGAUCUGCUUGUGUGGACUGGAUGAACAAGGCAGUGCAGUUGUUCAAUGACAAGCUGAAGCAUCUUGUGAACGACUUCAAUACCAAUAUUAAAGAUGCAAAAUUUGUCUACCUCGACGCCAUGGAUUUGAGGCCUACGCAAUUGAUAGCUCUUGGUAUUCGAUUUUUGAGCAAACCAUGCUGCAACGUAUCGAACAUCACCGGGCUGUGCAUCCCUGGAGAAACACCAUGCCCCAUCAGGGCCCUGCAUGCGUUCUACGACGGUUUCCACCCAUCGGAGAUUGUUAACAGGGUUGUCGCCGUUGCUUCAUACAUUGAACUACUCAAAUUAUUGAUUAAUCAAUUCGAACAUUCUUUCCUUAGAAUGGUUUUCGCAGUUAGAACAAAUGAAGUGGUUGCAUUGUUCCUUGUGGUCUACAUAAACCUGCAGCCAUCGGCACUGAGUACCGCACCUCAAGUCCCUUGCUUCUUCAUCUUUGGGGACUCAAUAGUCGAUAACGGUAACAACAAUCAGCUUAAGACAACGACCAAGGUUAAUUAUCCGCCUUACGGUAUUGAUUUCCCCGACGGGCCGACCGGAAGGUUCACUAACGGUCCAAAUCCAGCUGAUUUUCUUGCUGAUCUUCUGGGCUUCAAAUCUGCUGUUCCAUCCUUUGCAACGGCAAAAGGGAGAGAAAUAAUCAAAGGUGUGAAUUAUGCAUCUGGAUCGGCAGGAAUCCGUAAUGAAACUGGAAAGCAACUGGGGCAUCGAAUCAGCAUGAACGAACAACUGCUACAUCACAACGUCACCGUUUCGCGCAUCGCUCGUCUGCUGGGGCACACGCCGUCGCGCAAAGACCACCUCAGCAAAUGUCUCUACUAUUUCGUUGUCGGCAGCAACGACUACAUGAACAACUACUUCAAGCCUGAGUACUACUCCACGAGCAAAAAGUACUCCACCGAGGAGUAUGCUGCAGUUUUAAUUCGAGAGUACUCCCAGCAGCUCAAGAAAUUGUAUAGUUUUGGGGCGAGAAAAGUAGCUGUGACCGGACUUUCUGCAAUAGGGUGCGUACCGGCGGAGUUGGCGAGGGGCACCAAUGGGUCUCUUUGUGUGGACGCGAUAAACGAUGCGGCUGUAUUGUUCAAUCACAAGCUACAGGCCCUUGUACAAUCCCUAAAUAAUCAUCUCCCAGAUGCGCAAUUUAUCUACAUACCUGGCGUAGAGUUGUCGGAACACAUUCCCGUGCCGGGUAUUAAGUUUCUUCUCAAACCGUGUUGUGAGGUGGCGAAAACUACGGGGCUGUGCAUCCGCGGAAAAAAGCCAUGCCGGGACAGGGCAUUACACUUGUUCUUCGACAAUUUCCACCCGACGUCGAUUGUGUACAAGGCUACGGCAGCCGCUGCGUACGCUGAAAUACUGCAGUUAAUUCAAUGAUGGAUGGGCUAUGAGGGCAAGAGAAAGCCCCUUGUUGCUUUGAAUGCUUGUAGUGUAAUGAUCAUGCGUAUGAAAUCGCUAGAAAAAAGUAUAAUUUUUUGUUACGGACGUUAAUUGCUAUGGUCAAAAGAGAAAGACUUACAGCAAAUAUAAAUUAUUUUAAGUUUUGCAAUGAUCAUUAGCUGUUGUUUCUGCGAAUGUUUUAGCUACAUAUCGCUAAAAACCAUAGCGAAGAUUAAUUAGCCGUGAUAGAAAUUUAAAUUUUUACUUUGAUUUUGUUUAGUUGUGGUUAAUAAUAUUGAUUUGCCGCGA